GGUCUGACCGGUUAUUAACUCAUUAUGACCUUUCUUCAUUUUUCUUUUUUCUUCUUCAUAAAUCAUCCUCAAUUAUUCAACAUUUUUAUGUCCCUUUCCAUUAAACCACCUUCGAAAAUAUUAAUCAUAUACCUAAUUUGAAGAUGGAAGUCGGAUCUUCUUCAAGUAAUUUCAAGCUCUACGAUCAAUUCGAAUUGCUGGAAUUUGAGGAUAGGUUAGUGUUCAAAUCCCUCGAAUCUCCCGAUAAAGGCUUUUCGAUUUGCCGUCGUCAAGGAAACAUCGAACCCCUAUCUGAUGAAUCUUCUUCUGGAAAACCACCCAAAACCUCUACCAUUUAUGGCGUGGCUGGAACAAUUAGAUUGCUUGCAGGAACAUAUGUACUUGUAAUAACUUCAAGAAAGGAAGUUGGGAGUUUUCUAGGUUUCCCUGUCUACCGAGUUGAAUCUAUGAAAUUCCUGGCUUGCAAUGAGGCUUUGAGGUUUUCCAAUUCUCAAGAAAAAAGAGACGAGGCUUACUUCAUGUCCUUGUUGAAAACAGUUGAAGCAACUCCUGGAUUAUACUACUCAUACGAAACAGAUAUAACAGUGAACUUGCAGAGAAGAUGCAAAUUAAUGGAAGCAUGGACGAGCAAACCAUUAUGGAAACAGGCUGAUCCUCGAUUUGUUUGGAAUAAUCAUCUUUUGGAGGAACUCAUUGAGUACAAGCUUGACAGGUUUAUCAUUCCUCUCCUACAAGGAAGUUUCCAAGUCACUCAAUUAAAGCUGAAGAGUUCACCUGCCACAUUUACAUUACUUUCAAGGAGGUGUACAAGACGUUUAGGAACACGGAUGUGGAGAAGGGGAGCUAACCUCGAAGGGGACAGUGCUAACUUCAUUGAAACAGAACAGUUGUUGGAGCUUGAAGGUUUCAGGUGUUCAUCAUUGCAGAUACGAGGCUCUAUUCCACUGCUUUGGGAGCAGAUUGUUGAUUUAAGCUACAAACCACAGCUUAGAAUUAUUCAACAUGAGCAGACGCCACAAGUUGUGGAGCGCCACUUCAAUGAUCUUUAUCAAAGAUAUGGAGAAACUAUAGCCGUGGAUCUGACAGAUAAACAUGGUGAUGAAGGUCAACUAAGUGCUGCAUAUGCAGAGGAGAUGCAAAAGCUUCCAAAUGUGAGAUACGUAUCAUUUGACUUUCAUCAUGUUUGUGGAAGCUCGAACUUUGCUAACCUCCAAGUUCUAUAUGAUAAAAUCUCCGAGGAAUUUGAAAAGCAAGGAUACUUCCUUAUAGACAAAGAUGGUAAGAUCCUGGAGGAACAGAGAGGCAUUAUUAGAUCUAACUGCAUUGAUUGCCUUGAUCGAACAAACGUGACCCAGAGUUACCUUGCUCAGAAGACUUUAGACAUCCAAUUGCAAAGGCUUGGGGUAUUUACUUCUACCGAGUACAUUUCUAUGUUUCCGGAAGAUUAUGUGAAGUUCAGAACAUUGUGGGCUGAGCAAGGUGAUGAGAUAAGUCUUGAAUAUGCUGGGACUCAUGCACUGAAAGGGGAUCUUGUUAGAUACGGCAAACAGACAGUAGCUGGAUUUAUAAAAGAUGGAAUGAGUGCGUUAUCAAGAUACUAUGUGAACAAUUUUCACGACGGAAUUCGGCAGGAUGCAUUGGAUCUUGUAAGUGGUCGUUAUACUGUCAGUAAAAGUAAUCCUUCACCAUUCCAGCUAAACAGUUUCGAAUCCUUCUCUUAUCUUCCAGUGGCAUCAGCUUUGCUGAUAGGAGGUUUGACACUGACAACCUUCUCACUUCAGCAAGGUAUCCCUUCUUGCCUUAAAAACAAGCGGCUCGAAACGCACAGCAUUAUGUGUCUUCCGUUGUCUGGGCUGGAGUGACUGCUGGAGCGAUGGCUUUAGUCAAAGCUAAUGGAAGGCAGUUUUGUUCUAGGCCUCGCUUGUGUCGCCUCUUGUAAACUACUCUUAGCUUCAAAUUGAUAAUAUUUUACUCUUACUGCUAUACAUACAUAUAUAUAAAUAUAUAUGUGUUCUUUUAUGAUUUCAA
Gossypium raimondii (Peruvian cotton) is the source of this 2028-nucleotide messenger RNA. RefSeq names its product phosphoinositide phosphatase SAC8. The record is from RefSeq and is a predicted model, not a curated record. Gene Ontology annotation, biological process: phosphatidylinositol dephosphorylation. Gene Ontology annotation, molecular function: phosphatidylinositol-4-phosphate phosphatase activity. Bases 144 to 1862 code for a protein of 572 amino acids. Lineage: Eukaryota; Viridiplantae; Streptophyta; Magnoliopsida; Malvales; Malvaceae. The transcript is spliced from 20 exons. Gene Ontology annotation, cellular component: endoplasmic reticulum.